AUGCUUCACGCAAAAUCUUUAGCCCUCCUAGUUGCGGGCAUCAGCUCUUCUGUAGCCUAUGAGUACUUUACUUUUGACGGCGAGGGUUUUCCUUCUUGCCACAACGUCAGCGAGGUCUACGAUGCGUAUUCCGUCGCCCAGGUGCAGUCCCUGGUUCGCGAUGCCGCCUCUCGCGGCCUACAGGUGCGCGCCGGCGCCAAGGGCCACAUGUGGUACGAUACGCAGUGCUCCGACGAUGCGACCAUGAUUAUCCGCACCGAGCAUCUCAACGGCAUCUCCAACUUUUCGCUCGAAAAGGGCGCCAGCGAGGGCACCGUCGUCGUCGAGGGCGGCGUGACAUUCUUCCAGCUCGCCGACUACCUACACGAGCGCGGCGCCAACAUUGGCACCGGCCUGGUCAACUGGAAUGUCUCGCUCGGGGGCAGCGUGGCCAUGGGCGCGCACAGGACCGCGCUCCGCGAGGAUGCUGCUGUUGUGGGUGGUGUGCUGGCCAUGGACAUUGUCGACGGCUCGGGCGAGGUGCGCCGCGUGAAGAGGAACGAGACUGAUGAUGCCUGGCUGGCGGCCUCGACGUCCUUGGGUCUUCUUGGCGUUAUAGUCAGGUUGGAGAUGAAAGUUCAUGCCGAGACCAAGGUCUAUGCCAUGCAGAAAACUCUUGACGAGAAGGAUGUGCUCGAUGGCGACAUAUAUGGCAUGAUUGCCCCUUACAUGACAGCCAACUUCUGGUGGUGGCCAUGGAAGCGCAAGUUCCACUGGCGCUACUACGACGUCGUCCCCGACAACACCUCGUCGCAGAACGCCUUCCAGUCGACCUUUUCCGUCACUCCUCUCAAAGCGGCCGCCGCUCACGGCCUCCUCGACAGCGGCAAGUACCUGCAGUGGUCCAACUGGGCUGCCGAGGCCGCCUUCUUCGAUGGCUGGGAGAAGCCCAACUUCCACGACAAGGAGACGGACGCGGCCAUGACCACGUGGCCCGUCUACGGAUCCCACCACGACGUUCUCGUCGGCGGGCUCUACCCCAAGCAGACGCCCGAGUGGGACUACGGCCUGCACAGCUACACGCUGGAGCUCGCGUUCCCGGUAACCCGCGCCAACGAGAUGCUCAGGCGUGUCCGGCAGCUGUUUGACGACGAGCAGAAAAAGUACAUCUGGAUGACGGCCACGUAUCGCAGCGGCAUCAACAUCAAGUUUGGCAAGCCCCAUUUUGACUUUUUGGGCCAGGUCACGACCGGCACGGCAGACGGCCAGGACUGGAGCAAAGGCGCCAUCAUGCUGGACUUUCCGACCUAUCGCCCUGUGGUGGGCGACCACAAGCGGUAUAACGAGGAUUUCUACAUUCGACUCGCCAACAUCUUGAUUGACGAGUUCCCCUGUCGCCCGCACUGGACCAAAAACACGCGAGAUGUGUUCAAGCGCGCCGUCAAGAACCUUGAUAAAUCGGCAAGUUACAUCCGAUUCUUCUAUCUCGCUCGCUUCAAAGCCGUCAAGGACCAGUUUGACCCAAAAGGUCUGUACCGCAGCAUAGUUGGUGAAAUUAUUGGCCUGUAUGAUUGA
Messenger RNA from Cordyceps militaris CM01, 1554 nucleotides. Its product is annotated as FAD/FMN-containing dehydrogenase. The coding region runs from base 1 to 1554 and encodes 517 amino acids. Gene Ontology annotation, molecular function: FAD binding; oxidoreductase activity, acting on the CH-OH group of donors, oxygen as acceptor. Lineage: Eukaryota; Fungi; Ascomycota; Sordariomycetes; Hypocreales; Cordycipitaceae. The transcript is spliced from 5 exons. The record is from RefSeq and is a predicted model, not a curated record.